Messenger RNA from Mugil cephalus (flathead mullet), 5229 nucleotides. RefSeq names its product neurocan core protein-like. Gene Ontology annotation, molecular function: calcium ion binding; hyaluronic acid binding. The record is from RefSeq and is a predicted model, not a curated record. Gene Ontology annotation, biological process: cell adhesion. Bases 367 to 4089 code for a protein of 1240 amino acids. NCBI's taxonomy places the organism in Eukaryota, Metazoa, Chordata, Actinopteri, Mugiliformes, Mugilidae. The transcript is spliced from 20 exons.
UGGUGAGGAGGGGGAGCAUCUCUCUCUCUCUCUCUUCUCUCUCUCUUCUCUCCCUCUCUGUGUGCGCAUCUAUUCCGAUCUGCCAGAUAUCAGUGUCUGACCGGCGCAUUGGCUGCUACUCAGUGGGGAGAGGAUGGUGUUGAGGAAGGAGUGAAAAGUCCAAGACCCGGAGCGCUGGCGCAGACCUUCACCCCGGUCUCCUCAGCCUCUGCAAAGUGCUGUUUCACCCUUGUUCCGUCGUUUGCCGUGUCUGCGCCCCGUGUUGGGAGCUUUGGAGAGCACCUGCACUGAGGCGCAAAGCUUUCGCUCACAUUCCUCAGGAUUGCACCACCGAGACGCGUCUUGGUUUGUCAGAUACGGUCCAGGAUGGGGACAGCUCUGUGUGCAGGUGGUCGGCGCAUCCCCAUUACUCUGAUGCUGCUCCUCUCUUUAGGCUGGGGUUCUGCCUCAUCCAUUGUGAACAUGCGUAGAGUCACCCAUCCUACGGUUCAACAAACGCUGGCAGACAAAGCAGUCCUCCCCUGUGUCUUCACCCUCCACACCACCUCCUCCAGCCAAUCUCCCCACAUCCUGUGGACUCACUCACGGCCACCAGCAGGAGGGCACGGUUCUCCUCUGGAGCACGUUGUGCUUUCUGCUAAAGGUGAUGUAAUCAAGGUGAAUAAGGCUUUCAGUGGCCGCGUCAUGCUGCCAGGAUACGCUGCCAAUCCCCUGAAUGCUACCAUGGAGAUCUCCAGCCUCCGUACCAACGACUCGGGCACUUACCACUGUGAGGUUGUCAUGGGUAACGACUAUGAGAGAGACACUGUGCCCCUGGUGGUCUCCGGUGUGGUGUUUCACUACCAGGCUGCCAGCGCCCGUUACGCCCUCUCUUUUUCCGAUGCCCAGCGAGCCUGCCAGGAAAACUCAGCUCAGAUCGCCACCCCGGCCCAGCUGUGGGCCACGUUCCAUGAUGGCUUUGCAAGCUGUGCAGCCGGCUGGUUGGAUGAUCAGACGGUCCGUUAUUCUGUCCAGUUGCCAGAGCUUGGUUGCUAUGGACACAAGGAGUACUCUGCCGGAGUGAGGAAUUAUGGGAAGAGAGACCCGAAAGAGCUGUUUGAUGUGUACUGCUUUGCAAAAGAACUGGAUGGUGAAGUGUUUCAUUCCUCAGUCCCAGGCAGACUAUCACUGUCUUCGGCCUCAGACCGCUGUGUGUCUCUUGGGGGUCAGCUGGCCACAGUGGGACAGGUUUAUCUGGCCUGGAAGGCCGGCCUGGACAGCUGCGCCCCGGGCUGGUUGUCUGAUGGCAGCGUCCGCUACCCAGUGACCUGGCCUCGCCCAGACUGUGGGGGAAGCCAGCCCGGGGUCCGCUCUGUCACGCCCAACAGCACUGCUGACAACACCACAGAACUAUAUGACGCUUACUGCUACAGAGGUAAUGUGAAGACUACGGGCUCCAUCUCCCAGAUCUACAGCUCCCUGUGGAAGCCCUGGAGCUAUCUUACAGGCUCCACUGAAGCAGGGACAGACAGUCCCAACCCGACUACACAGCAAGCCACCACAAUCAGAGGCCUUUCAGAUGCCAGCGAUGUUUCGCCGUCCAACUGGACAGGAUUGGUUGACCUGGAAGAGGAAACCUCCCUUCACAGUGGCGAUGCCUCCUCAGACGCCUGGUCCUCAGAUUCCUCAGGGUCCUUUGUGACUAUCCAGUUAAUCCCAGGACAGAGUUCCUUUGACUGGGGGGAGCCACUGGAUCCUGGUCCUGACUCUGAGGAAUUCCUCCAACCUCCUGUCCACCCAACUCCUGUUGAGAAGAAGGCAAUCUCAAAGAUUGUCAAGUCCAUCUGGAAGCCUUGGAACUACCUGGUAGGAGCUGGAGACAAGGAGGGGACUCAAGAACCAAGUGUACACACAGCGGAAGAGGAGGUCGACACAAAAAAAGCUGACGAGGGGUCUAAUCCAACCAGUACAGCUACUCCAGGUUUGUUCUCCUGGGGAACUUCGUGGUUCAGCAGACCCUCGGUGGAGAACACCACUCCAGCCAAUGAAGAAUCAACCACUCUUCUGGCGUCUACUUCAGCUGCCUCCAGUAACCCCACGACUGUCGAGAGCACCAAGAGUGAAGAGACGUCAGAGUCUCACAUGUCCACAGCCUCCAGCCCUGAGCCUGAAACCACCUCCUCCAGCGUGGAAGCCUGGGUCCGCGUUGAAGCGGAGACCACCACCCACGCGGGGGACAAGAGGGAGGAGACGGUGACCUCCAGAGCCAGUGGUAGAGGAGGACGAGGAAGGGGGAAGAAGAACAGAGGGGAGGACAGGAACAGAGGAGAAGAGAGGGGGAGAGGAGAGGAGAAGGGUAAAGCAGAGGAGGAAGGAAGUGGAGAAAUCACGGGUGCAGAAGCGAAAGGGGAGAUCCAAGUCUCACGGCGACUGGUCGGAACAAGUAAACCGAGAGAGAGAUCCAGAGAAAGAUCUAGAGAGAGGGGUCACAGGAGAGGACAGUCCACCACCACCACCACGACUACUACCACCAUGACAACCACUAUGACUACCGAUCCUCUGGAGCCCACAGUGAUGACUGUCACAGGGACUGACAGCGACUUUACACCAUCUAAAACCCUCCCCUCUGUAACAGCAACAGAAAACUCAUCCCUUUCAAUCUCACAAGACCCGUAUCCAACAAUAUCCUCAUCUUCAUCCUCAUCACCAUCAACCACGCAAUCUGUAUCUUUUUCCCCAUCAUCCCAAUCAGAAUCUUUUUCUGAAUCUGAUUCCUACUCUUCCUCCUCUCCGUCUCUUCCUUCUUCCUCUGCCUCUUCCUCAUCUCCAACCACUUACUCAUCUCCAUCCGAUCCCCAAACUCCGCCCCUCUCACCCUCGCCGUCAUCACCCACUUCUCACUCUCCCUCAGAGCCUCAAACUGUUGGACUGGUAGACCCGUCUCCAUCUCCUCUCUCAGACAACCAGGACACCUUCACUGACUCUUUAAAGUCACUUCAGUUGGUCCCGGUGGAGAAGGUGGUUGUGAACAGCUCUCUGGAUUACUCUCCGUCGGUGCUGGUGCCCGUAGACGAGGAGGAACCUGCUUGGUCCCACACUGUGGGCUCAGGGGCCCUCUUAUCUGGCAACGUGGAGGAGGAGACCAACAGAGGAGAGCUCAACAUCUCUGCCACAACUGUCAGCCCAACACUUGAGGUGGAGCCUUGCGUGACGGACCCUUGUCUGCAUGGAGGAAAGUGCCUUCCUCAGGGAACGGGCUACAGCUGCUACUGCCCACAAGGAUACACAGGAGAGAACUGCGAGAUAGACGUUGAUGACUGCCAGUCCGAGCCGUGUGAAAAUGGAGGCACUUGCAUCGACAAGAUUGAUUCAUUCCUCUGCCUUUGCCUGCCCAGCUACGGGGGAGACACGUGUGAGAAAGAUGUCGAAGGUUGUGAGCACGGCUGGAGGAAGUUCCACGGCCACUGCUACAGGUACUUCACCCACAGGCACACCUGGGAGGAUGCAGAGAAAGACUGCAGAGAGCACAGCGCCCACCUCAGCAGUGUCAUUUCUGCCACUGAGCAGGAGUUCAUCAAUGGUCUUGGUCAUGACAAUGCCUGGAUUGGACUUAAUGAUCGCACAGUGGAGGAGGACUUUCAGUGGACUGACUCAAACGAUCUGGUGUAUGAGAACUGGAGGGAGAGCCAGCCGGAUAACUUCUUUGCAGGCGGCGAGGACUGUGUGGUGACCAUUGCCCAUGAGGACGGCAAGUGGAACGACGUGCCCUGCAACUACAACCUGCCCUACAUCUGCAAGAAAGGCACAGUGUUGUGCGGGACCCCACCUGCAGUGGAGAACGCCCAUUUGAUAGGUCGGCGGAGAUCCCACUACGACAUCCACUCAGUGGUGCGCUACCAGUGCUCUGAAGGCUUCUACCAGCGCCACAUCCCCACAGCUCGCUGCCGGGCCGACGGGAGCUGGGAGCGACCAAGGAUCAUCUGCACGAAGUCUCGGCGAUCGCACCGUUACCGACGCCACCACCACAACCAGCACCACGAACGCCGCAGCCGCAGGAGACACGGCGGAGAGGGACACAAGGCCAGGGAGGACGCACACGGCUACUACUGAACCAAAUAAUACCACAUCUGCAAUGCCUAGGUGCUAACCAUGGCCCAUAAGAAAGACAGUAGAUCGCCUCGCCUCUGUUUCCCCUCCUGCUUCUAACCACGCUCUCUGCUUAGCUUUAUGAUGUAAGGUUUUCCUCCUCUGACAUGACCCCGUCCCCGAGUUUGGGUGUCUGAAGCUUCCUUAUCUUUCCACUCUGCUUUCUUUAACCGAGGUCCAUGCGAACACUAACUUUAACAUCUCUUAACACCCCCCUCCCUCUCCGCUGUAACCACUUCACCUGUCCGCAAACUAUAACCCUCUCCUCUGUCUCCAUCUGUCCGUCCGACAGCAGUGUGUGAGUGUAUGUGAGCGUAUGCAUGAAACUAAGACAGAAACUUAGAAAAGUGCUAAAUCACUUUUUUUGUUUGUUUUUUUUUUAGUAAAGAUUUGCUCGUUCUACAUGGAAAAGAACUCAUCUUAGUAUUCUGUUUACAAAGCACAGACGUAAUUGAUGCAAGAUAGCGUUCAGUCCCUGGUAACCCCGAGCUUUUUGUAUGUGUACCGUAGCUGUUCCUUUUUCUCCAUAGAGCACCAGAGUAGCUGGUCCGUCUUAUUCUGCUGACAUGCUUUUUUCUAAUACUUGCUAUGUUUGUGUGAUCUUACUAUUUAUUAUGAAUCAUUUGCUAGUGAACAUGCUUUCAUUUUUUACUUAACACUCCAGAGAGCCAAUGUAAUUUCAUUUUUCUAUGAUCCAACAAUCAAUCAGUAACAAAAAUUAAUCAUUUGAUUGCCUCUAAUAUCUUGUUUUGUAAAUAUUGUGUUUGUUAUUGGCUGAUCCCUGAUCAAUACCUGGACCUUGUCCAAACAAAUAAACUUUCCAUACUUACUCUCAGCUAAUGGCUAUGUCCCAUCCGCUUGGACGGUGCGGAUGGGAUUAUAAAAUACAUUCCUGAGAUAACCACUUGAUUGUAUCUGAAUUGCUAAAUACUUUUAAUCUUUGCACGGCUGUAUUUACACGAUGGGUAGAAUGUCACUAUUUUUUUUUUUUUCUUUUUGUCUUUGGUCCCUUUGAUAUUUGAUCGGUCAUCCACUUUUUUGGUGUUCUUAUGACUUUUUGUCCUGCUGUUGUAUUCCAUUCUUAAUAAAGUGAACAAAAAUGAA